GACGGAGGGGGAAUCGGCGCUCCGAACGUUCUCCUGACGGGGAAGAGAGGCCAGUCCGACCCGGAGACGUGUGGAGCGGUGGCCAUUAGUCUGGAUAAUUAAAUCUAAAAGGAUUAACAGCGUGUGGGGAGACACGGAUUGAAACAGAGGACCACAAAAGACAACAAUACACAAGAAGACCGAGUCCAGACUGAGUGGAGCCAGCAACUUGUGAGACGUCCCAGAGCCGCAGCACCCCCACCAGUGCCGUCAUACUGAAACCUAUUGCCCUGGUUGGAGAAAUAACCAUUGGACGACCUGGGAGUUCUUGAGCAAUGAUCCCUUCCUUAUAAGACGUGUGUCAAAGUUGCCACCGCCUGUCAGUUGCACACAGGUUCUGAUCAGAGCUCCUGCAGCCUGCACAGCACCGUCCCUCCCUCCCUCCCUCCCUCGCUUGCUCGCCCCUCCAUCAGUGGUGGUGACCCAGCUCCGGACAGCUUGCUGGAGGGCCCUUCCUGAGCAGCAGCAGCUGCGUCCUGCUUGCUGACUCCCGUCCCUCCCCUGCUUCCUGUCCUUGGUCAGACAAGGCUAAAGUCUCCUCUCCCCUCACCCCACCCCUCAUUUCUGUCAGCUCCUCAUACUCACACACCCAAGCAGCUCUUUUUGUUGACCGCACGCUCACCGACUGUUUGAGGCUCUUUGGAGAUCGUCAGCAGGAGUGACACUCGUAAACACCUUCACAGAUCUGGACUGAACGUCCACCACAGAUUUUUGUUUUAUUUUUUUUUUAAGCACAUAGCACAGCUCAGAGGAUGACCUCCAUGUCCAGUCUCUUCUCCUUCACAAGUCCGGCAGUCAAACGGCUGCUCGGUUGGAAGCAGGGGGACGAGGAGGAGAAAUGGGCAGAGAAGGCAGUGGACGCGUUGGUGAAAAAGCUCAAGAAGAAGAAAGGUGCCAUGGAGGACCUGGAGAAGGCUCUGAGCUGCCCCGGUCAGCCCAGCAAGUGUGUUACCAUUCCAAGAUCCCUGGACGGCCGGCUGCAGGUUUCCCACAGGAAGGGCCUUCCUCAUGUCAUCUACUGCAGAGUGUGGCGCUGGCCGGACCUGCAGUCUCACCACGAGCUCAAGCCCCUGGAGGUGUGUGAAUACCCAUUUGGCUCCAAACAGAAGGAGGUCUGCAUCAACCCUUAUCACUACAAGCGAGUGGAGAGUCCUGUGCUCCCUCCUGUCCUGGUACCACGCCACAGCGAGUUCAACCCACAGCACAGCUUGCUGGUACAAUUUCGCAACCUCACCCACAACGAGCCCCACAUGCCCCUGAACGCCACCUUUCCAGAGUCCUUCCAGCAGCCGCACAGCGGCGGCGGCAGCACCACCAGCGGCGGCGGUGGAGGCGGAGGGGGUGGCGGCUCCUUCCCCAUUUCUCCCAACUCUCCUUAUCCGCCGUCUCCAGCCAGCAGUGGUACUUAUCCAAACUCUCCUGCCAGCUCGGGACCCUCCAGUCCAUUCCAGCUCCCAGCUGACACCCCGCCCCCGGCCUACAUGCCCCCCGACGAGCAGCUGGGACAGGAGAGCCAGUCCAUGGACACGAGCAGCAGCCUGGUACCACAGAACAUGGCCAGAGGAGAUGUGCAGCCAGUGGAGUACGAGGAGCCGAGCCACUGGUGCUCCAUUGUCUACUACGAACUCAACAAUCGGGUGGGGGAGGCUUACCACGCCUCGUCCACCAGCGUGCUCGUGGACGGCUUCACCGACCCCUCCAACAACAAGAACCGCUUCUGCCUCGGGCUGCUGUCCAACGUCAACCGCAACUCCACCAUCGAGAACACCCGCCGACACAUCGGCAAAGGAGUGCACCUGUACUACGUGGGAGGGGAGGUGUACGCAGAGUGUCUCAGCGACACCAGCAUCUUUGUCCAGAGUCGUAACUGCAACUACCACCACGGCUUCCACCCCACCACCGUCUGCAAGAUCCCCAGCGGCUGCAGCCUGAAGAUCUUCAACAACCAGGAGUUCGCUCAGCUGCUGGCGCAGUCAGUCAACCACGGCUUCGAGGCGGUCUACGAGCUCACCAAGAUGUGCACCAUUAGGAUGAGUUUUGUCAAGGGCUGGGGAGCGGAGUAUCACCGUCAGGACGUCACCAGCACCCCCUGCUGGAUUGAGGUGCACCUGCACGGACCCCUGCAGUGGCUGGACAAAGUGCUAACACAGAUGGGCUCGCCUCUCAACCCAAUCUCCUCCGUGUCCUAAUAAUGGAGGCCUGUUUUUACUUUUUUUAAUUUUUUUUUUUUUUUUUUUUUUUUUUACUUCUGUCUCUCUCCCCUUGACGAUUUAUAAUUUAAAGCGGUCUUAAUGGCUGAACUGUUUACACUUAAUUUGGGAAGGGAUUUUAGAGUCUGGCUGGAAGUUCAACAGCAGCCAGAAUCCAGCGUUUCCAGUAAAAACCAGGAGGAGGAGGAGGAGGAGAGGGACACACUACUGCUUGACAAUUCUACCACAUGUGCAAGAAUGGAGGGCUCUGGCGUCGAGCUCGGACCUGCCCACUGUUCUUUUUUGCAUUGACUUUUAUUGUGUUCAUCAAAUGACUUUAUUUCCCGACAUGUGUCGUUUUUAAUGAAGCGGAAGUGUUUUUUUUUUUUUUUUUUUUUUUUU
This is a messenger RNA of Salarias fasciatus (jewelled blenny), 2630 nucleotides long. RefSeq names its product mothers against decapentaplegic homolog 5. Bases 792 to 2228 code for a protein of 478 amino acids. Gene Ontology annotation, cellular component: heteromeric SMAD protein complex. Gene Ontology annotation, biological process: cell differentiation; regulation of transcription by RNA polymerase II; BMP signaling pathway. The transcript has 7 exons. Gene Ontology annotation, molecular function: DNA-binding transcription factor activity, RNA polymerase II-specific; RNA polymerase II cis-regulatory region sequence-specific DNA binding; I-SMAD binding. The record is from RefSeq and is a predicted model, not a curated record. NCBI's taxonomy places the organism in Eukaryota, Metazoa, Chordata, Actinopteri, Blenniiformes, Blenniidae.